AUGGCUGCGACCAUGGACAAAGAAAACAACGACUCUGAACCAGAUCCCUAUGAUACUGAUGAAGGCGAUGAUUAUGUUCCUGAUGAUCACUCUGAUUCAAGUGAGAAUGAUGAGACUGAGCACGUUACACCAAGAAAAACAAAAAAGCGUAGAAAAAACAUCGCUUUGUGGAAAAGGAAUGAAAAAAAGAGACUCAGAACAGCAGGAAAGAUGUAUGAAGGGCACAAAGGGAAAAUUCGUGCAGAGAGGAACCUUAGACCUUUCGUCCAUACAUGCAGGUAUAGCUGUAGCAAAAUGUCCGAGGCAGAAAGGCAAACCUUUUUUGAUAAAUUUUAUAACAUACCUACAUAUGACCUGCAAACAGCAUUUUUAGCUUCUUGCAUACAAAAAUGCGAAGUUGUUAGACGAAGCCAAAGAGCAGAAUGUAACCGUAGGUUUUCUACCAAAAUUAUGGUCUCAAAUAUGCGAGUUUGCAAAGCAUUUUUCCUCAAAACGCUUGAUAUAAGCAAUAGACGAUUCACUACAGUAUGCGAGAAAGUAGACAGAUUCGAAUACUGCAAUGUCAAUCAGAAGCCACUCGUCAAGUUAUCUUACUACCGUCACACAUUCAACACAGAAUUUAACCAUCAAUUUCAUAAGCCCCAUAGUGAUACAUGCUCAAAAUGCGACAAGCUGAACAAUAUCAUCAAAAACUCAAAUAAUGAAAACGAGGUGAGUAUUUCCAAAGUGAGCUUAGAGUUGCAUCAGAGGAAAGCUCAAAAAGCAUGUGAAAUGAAAAAGAUGGACGCUGAAAAUAGUAAAGCCUUAGACGAUACCAUCGCAAUUUGCUUUGUUCUUCAACAGACAUUACCAACGCCUUUGCUCACUACUUCAAAAGUUUUCUACCUUCGACAGCUCUGGACUUACAACUUCUGCAUACAUAAUCUGGGUACUGGAGAAGCUCGCAUGUACACAUGGGAUGAAACUGUUCUGGUAGAGGUUCCCAAGAAAUAG
Molecule: messenger RNA, 993 nt
Organism: Acanthoscelides obtectus
Lineage: Eukaryota; Metazoa; Arthropoda; Insecta; Coleoptera; Chrysomelidae
Source: the annotation of a GenBank genome assembly